Messenger RNA from Acanthisitta chloris (rifleman), 294 nucleotides. RefSeq names its product sodium/potassium-transporting ATPase subunit beta-1-interacting protein 2-like. The annotation marks the transcript as partial. NCBI's taxonomy places the organism in Eukaryota, Metazoa, Chordata, Aves, Passeriformes, Acanthisittidae. Gene Ontology annotation, biological process: regulation of sodium ion transport. The transcript is spliced from 2 exons. The record is from RefSeq and is a predicted model, not a curated record.
AUGGGAAGGAAAAAUUCCCUCAUAGGUGUUUUCUGGUUUGUUCUAAUCUAUUUAUUCUGUUGUCUUUAAUCAUAGGUUUCUGUGCUUGAGAGGCAGAUAUUUGACUUCCUUGGUUAUCAGUGGGCACCAAUCCUGGCAAAUUUUAUACACAUUAUUAUCGUCAUACUUGGCUUAUUUGGAACCAUCCAGUAUAGACCUCGUUACAUAACAGGGUAUGCUGGCUGGCUGGUCCUUUGGGUUACAUGGAACGUGUUUGUUAUCUGCUUCUAUUUGGAGGCUGGGGACCUUUCAAAG